UGAUGCCUCCACUAUGCACUAAAAUUGGCCAAAACGCGUUGCCCCGCAGUCGCUUGUGACGUGUUGUUUUUUUGUAAAUUAUGUUUUUUAGCCACUAAAAAGGGAAAAGUUUGUUAAAAAUACACUAAAUCCGACUUUAAACGACGGCUGCCACACACAAACCACAAUGCUGACCCUGCGGGAGCGCCAAAUCAAUGCCAUUAAGCAAAUGCUUAAUUUAAACUCGCAGCAGCCAAAAGCUUUGGCCGCCGAACCCGUGUGGAAGAUCCUCAUCUACGAUCGCGUGGGCCAGGACAUAAUAUCGCCAAUUAUUUCCAUCAAGGAGCUGCGCGAAUUGGGUGUAACCCUGCAUGUACAACUCCACUCCGAUCGCGACUCCAUUCCGGAUGUGCCUGCCAUCUACUUUUGCCUGCCCACCGACGAGAAUCUGGACAGGAUUCAGCAGGACUUUUCAAAUGGCCUUUAUGAUGUGUACCACCUGAACUUCCUGGCUCCCAUUACACGUAGCAAAAUCGAAAAUCUAGCUGCUGCCGCCUUGCAUGCCGGUUGCGUGGCCAAUAUCCAUCGCGUUUACGAUCAGUAUGUGAACUUCAUCAGCCUGGAGGAUGAUUUCUUUGUCCUGAAGCAUCAACAGAGCGAUCAGCUCUCCUACUAUGCCAUCAAUCGGGCCAAUACCCGUGAUGAGGAGAUGGAGGCGCUGAUGGACUCCAUUGUGGACUCGCUCUUUGCCCUAUUUGUGACCCUGGGCAAUGUGCCCAUCAUCCGCUGUCCGCGAAACAGUGCCGCAGAGAUGGUGGCCCGCAAGCUGGAGAAGAAGCUGCGCGAAAACCUCUGGGAUGCGCGUGCCAAUCUAUUCCACAUGGAUGCCACGCAGGCAGGCGGCGGAGUUUUCAGCUUCCAGCGACCAGUGCUGCUGCUGCUUGACAGAAACAUGGAUCUGGCCACGCCGCUGCAUCACACCUGGUCCUAUCAGGCGCUGGUGCACGAUGUCCUGGACUUGGGCCUCAAUUUGGUCUAUGUGGAGGAUGAGACAGCCAGUGCUGGUGCCCGCAAGAAGCCCAAAGCCUGCGAUUUGGACCGCAACGAUCGCUUCUGGAUGACGCACAAGGGCAGCCCGUUUCCAACAGUGGCCGAGGCCAUUCAGGAGGAACUGGAGUCGUACCGCAACUCCGAGGAGGAGAUCAAGCGCCUGAAGACCUCCAUGGGCAUUGAGGGCGAGUCGGACAUUGCCUUCUCGCUGGUCAACGACACCACCGCCCGGCUGACCAACGCCGUCAAUUCGCUGCCCCAGUUGAUGGAGAAGAAGCGACUGAUCGACAUGCACACCAAGAUUGCUACUUCUAUCCUGAACUUCAUCAAGGCACGUCGUCUGGAUUCGUAUUUCGAAAUCGAGGAGAAGGUCAUGUCGAAGCAGACACUGGACAGGCCGCUCUUGGAUCUGCUGCGCGACGGGGAGUUCGGUCAGGCGGAGGACAAGCUGCGGCUGUACAUCAUAUACUUCAUCUGCGCCCAGCAGCUGCCCGAAUCGGAGCAGGAGCGGCUCAAGGAGGCGCUGCAGGCGGCCGGCUGUGACCUGACUGCCUUGGCGUAUGUGCAGCGCUGGAAGGGCAUUAUGAACCGCUCGCCGGGCAUCCACCAGGCCACUCAGUACGAGGGCGGCGGCACCAAGACUGUGUCCAUGUUCACCAAGCUCGUCUCGCAGGGCAGCUCCUUUGUGAUGGAGGGAGUCAAGAAUCUGGUGGUCAAGCGGCAUAACCUGCCUGUCACCAAGAUCACCGAACAGGUGAUGGAGUGCCGCAGCAAUGCGGAGACGGAUGACUAUCUCUAUCUGGAUCCCAAGCUACUCAAAGGCGGCGAUGUGCUGCCCAAGAACCGGGCUCCAUUCCAGGAUGCCGUGGUCUUCAUGGUCGGCGGUGGCAACUACAUUGAGUACCAGAACCUGGUGGACUUCAUCAAGCAGAAGCAAACGUCCAAUGUGCAACGGCGGAUCAUCUACGGCGCUUCCACGCUGACCAAUGCGAGGCAGUUCCUCAAGGAGCUGUCCGCCCUGGGCAGCGAAAUUCAGUCACCCACGGCGACGAGUUAGGAGCGGCUGCUUCGAUUCCAUUGCUGCUGAGCGGAGUGGACCGGGUUUUGGAUGUGUGCAUGUGUGUCUCUGUGUGGCUGCUUUCGUUUACUUUAAGCAUAUCCAAAAAUAAAUUAAAUGCCAGGCAAAAAAGUGGAACGCAAGGGGCGAACUGAGCACUGAACAGCACUCGGCAAUUACUCCAACCUGACGCUUAAUCCCCGAAGGACAACAAGCAAAAACAUGCGUAGCCCCGUGUACAACAAGCCCAGGGAGAUGGAGUUGGCGAUGGAGAUGGAGAUGGUGAUGGGACGACGGGCAGGGGCACUCGCAUUCUAGGCACCCAUUAACACCAACUUGGCAACGCUUUGAUGGACAGCUGACAGACAACCAGUCAACUGAGGCCGAGGCUGAGGCGUUGAUGGCCCCGACUUCAUCCAGUCGAUACCUUCGGCGGUGCCACAAUUAUGGGGCGACAACUAUGCGCGGCACUUGGGGACAGGCGCAGAAGUUAGCUGGCAGGGCCAGAGCCCGGCAAUUAGCACUAUCCCUAGCCAGCUAUGAAUGGACAGUCGAACGCCAGAGGACGGAGCACGAGCACUCAGCGGAUUUCUUUCGAAGCACUGCAGCACUGAUUGAAUGCCGCUUCUUUGGGAGACGGCCAGGCAGGCAAGUCAAUCAAAGUGGAGCGUUAAAUUAUCCCUGGAACUUCCCUUGUAGUCCAGCUUUUUGCCAGUAUGUUGUUUAUCCUAGGCUUGGCUUGCAAUA
Drosophila gunungcola (fruit fly) is the source of this 2833-nucleotide messenger RNA. RefSeq names its product protein sly1 homolog (gene Slh). Lineage: Eukaryota; Metazoa; Arthropoda; Insecta; Diptera; Drosophilidae. Gene Ontology annotation, biological process: intracellular protein transport; endoplasmic reticulum to Golgi vesicle-mediated transport. Bases 167 to 2086 code for a protein of 639 amino acids. Gene Ontology annotation, molecular function: syntaxin binding. The record is from RefSeq and is a predicted model, not a curated record. Gene Ontology annotation, cellular component: Golgi membrane; cytosol. The transcript has 5 exons.